UGGUACUCCUGUUAUCAUGGUAAACAAAGAGCUAAGAGCUUCAAGACGACUUCAGCAAUCACAUCGCUGCUCAUUUGGGACUCAUUGAAUCGUGGAAUUGGUCGAGCCUGGACCAAAUCUUCAACCAUGAUCUGAGAAGUUGGGUUCGUCGAGGAGUUGUUUUGCAGACGUGGAUGGCCGCGUGCCUAUAAUGAAAUAUCUGUUCUACCUAUGAUAAUUAUGGCAAGUUCUGCAACAAUGAUGGAUCUCAGUUGUAACCAGUCAACAGAUAGCAGUGUGAACUCAGGAGAAGAGGAUAACUGCAACAUUUCACCUACUGAUCUAGACUUCAAACCAAAGGAUUUGUCAGUUAAGACAAAUAUGAAACGACCGAAGCUAAUCCCUCCUCCAUUAAAUCUGAGAAACAAUGAGCAGUCGGAGCCACUGCCUGUGGGUAUUUCAACAACUCUUAAAGAGUUUGCAAUACUAGCGACGGGUCCUCAAAGUCCUCUAAUGCAGAAGAACCUACCCUUUAGAAAAAGAGCGCACAGUGUUCCUGAUGCUGUAGACAAUGGUCCCUUGUCUGCACCAGCUACAGCUCUUCAAUUCUUCCCUUCACUUUUUAAACAAGAACAUUCGCCAGAAACUUCAAGCCCACCUUUGAACUUAUCUCUUCCUCCAACACCCAAAGCUUUCCCAGAGAGAGAAACAGAAAGUCCACAGGACUCUACAGUUGUCUCGUCAACACUCUCUGAGGUUGCUUCUCCUCUUAUCACGAGUUCAUCACAUCCCACUUCUCCACACUCCAGUGGUUUAAUGGAGCCUCAACAUCUCAGCUCGGCCCAUCAGCAAUUUGCUCGCCAUCAUAUUUCUCCAUGGAGCCCUUUUUUACCUUCUCCUUCAAUGAUGUCACCACACUGGUUUAAUGGGUCUCCUUCUGCUCUUCUAAGUCCUGCCCCGUCAUCUUUGGGUAGUAGUCAAGAAGACCUACGGCAUGCUCACUCACUGCCUCUUUCAUCUGUGUCCAGCUUAAUGUAUGAAAGUGACCCUUGGCGACUUCCAUGGCCAUAUCCAGUGUGGCAUUGUUUUCAAAUGGGUACUCUACUCAAAUUUUCAAUCAAUAGCUCAGAAAUUACCUUGCGAGCUGAAGAAGUACAUCAGUGUAGUGAACUUCAGUUUUUAACACCAGAAAGGCUUGGACAACUUCGGGUUCAACGAAUCAAUCCUUUAGAAACGCCCAUUAGUGUUGUUGAAAUAACAUUUUCUUCAGGAAGCCCAUCUGUAGCUGGAGACUUUAAGCUUGUUGCUACUUGUUAUUCCUACCACACUUUUUUGGUUGUAGAAAGAGGCUGGUGUGCAGUAAGCCCUGAUAUAGUUCUUCGUCAGUAUGGAAUUCAGUGUCAACAUUUAGAAUGUGGUGACAGCUGCCCAGUGCCGCCAAAGAUGCCAUCAGUUUCUUCUCCCGGUAUUUGUGAAAAGUUUAAGAGAUUCAGCUUUUCACCUGAAGAAUUGGGUACUUCUCUUCCUACUCCAAGUUCUCUAGUACUCUCUCCACCAAACACACCAACCAUGAAAACUCAACACCCUCAUCAGCUUUCACAGCAACAACCAAAUCAGCAUAUAUCUUCGCAGUCUUCUAAAGGAAAUAAAACCUCCAAACAGAAAGGCUCGCAGCAAACCUCUGAUAAAACUACUGCUAAAGCAGCUAAAGUUCCUUUAGAUCCAGACAGGCCCAAAAGACCUAUGAAUGCGUUCAUGUUGUUUGCGAAACAGCACCGCUUAAAACUCAUACGUAUGCACCCUGGAAAAGACAACAGGUUUGUAAGUGUGAUACUUGGUGAGGCAUGGCGACAGUUGCCAGCUGAUGAGAAAGAAGUAUUCAUAUCGGAGGCUAAAGCACUCUCUCAUGAGCGCAAGAGACUUCACCCUGAGUGCUGGAAACGUAAGCGCACCCAAACCACGGUAGGUGCUUUGAAAAUCGAACAGUCUGAAUGAACCUUUUAAAUCUUUUGUGACAAAUUGGCCUAUGCUAUGGGCUGCAAAUUUUAUGGGGCUCUGAAUUUUAAUACUGUAGAUUUUAUCUAAUUUUACUUCUUUUUUUCUCAUUAAUUCGUACGCAUGAUACCGGUUUCAUGAUCUGCUGCACUUAAAAUUCUUGAUAGGAGUGAGACUGUAUUGUUGCAUUCCUUUGGUCACACAUGAUAGGUAAAAUAACCAAAUUCGUUCUUAAUUUGUGAUAUUUGUUGGCCUAAUGUUUUACUCGAGCAUUUACUGUUGGCCGCAUAUAGCUUAAUACUUCUCAAUUUGAGAGUACAAUUGAAGUGACAUCCACUUUUAAAAUACUUCAGUGUUUUCUACAUGAAAGAGAUGGUACUUCUGGGUGCACUGUUUUUCUAUUGACUGUGUGAAAGUAAUAGUGGCCAACUUUCAAUAGAAUCAGCUGCAACGGCCAUAACCUACUUAUCUUGUCGUUGUUAUGAUUUGGUAGACUCUUGCUAUCUAAUCUACCAGUAUCUAGUGAUAAAUUAUUUUUUUUUAAUCUGAUAUUGUUUAUCAAAUAUAUUUAAUCAUAGACUACAGUUUUUAUUAACUAUAAUUCUUAAAUUAGUUGCUUGAGGUUCGGUCUACCCAUCUUCUGAAAAGUUUACGUAAUUUUAUCAUUGUGGAAGAGAAUACUCAUUUCUGGGGGCGUAUCAGAAAGGUUGGAUUUGUCUUUUAUCCAAACAACUUUUCUGCUGUCCAUUUGUUUAUUCUAUUUGAUGUGACAGCUGUUUGCUAUGAGUUAAUGUUUCGUUUAUUCACUUACACUAUAAGUGAUAUUGUGGGUACAUUGCUUGUUGAUCAUUACUCUUGCUUAUGGUAUCAGUUAAAAGCAUUGACCUUGACCAUACUCUUUUUGCAAAUGAAAUCUCUGGAUGGAUUUGAAGAUUACCUUAUUUUAAAGUAAUUGAUGUUUUAAGAAGUGUUGAUAAUCUGCCUAGAAGGCUGUUACCAAACACAUGACAAGAGAUUAGAAAUUGUAGUGACUCUAAUUUUGUUUCUGAAAUAUGAAGAGGAGUUUUGUGGGCCUCAUUGACUCGCUAUCUUUAGGUGGACAUGCAUGCACACAAGAAGCUUCAGUUAGAUGUGUAUCAGUGAGAUAAAAAUAAUUUCUUUAACUCGUUUUGUUUUUAUUUGUUAUGUACAGUAUGCAUUAAGGGUGGUGCUCAAUUGAGAUCUCACUUAGGUUAUUCAGCUACAGCUGUGAUUUUUUUUUUAAAUGAAUGGGACAUUUUGUUCUGGCUUUUAGUGCUGGGCUUAUUACACACUCCAGCACCUCAACUUAAUCAAAAGUGUGCCAUAUUGGUUGGUUUCUUUAAAGGAUUUCCAAAAAUACAUAUUAGUCCAGAAUACAUAGCUGUUUAAAAGCCAUUGUGACCCGAAUUUCACAUUUCAUUUGUGGUCAAGUCUUGUUCAACAGAUUUUAGCUUGAAGAUAGUUGACUCUAACACUGCCCUGCUGGAGGAUGUUUCAGCUGUUUAAUUUAGUUCUACUUUCAUGAAAUUUGAGCUAAAACCAGUGACUGUAGGUUGUCAUUCCAAUUCUGGCAUUUAUUUUUCAUUGCCACAUUGGUAAGUUAGAAAUAGUUUGGGAACCUUAUCACCUUUAAGGUGCAAAUAUCCUUUGUGACGUUUGUGACCCUCUUUCCCUAGGGUUCCAUGUUGUUCAGUUGUGCCCAGUAUAUUAAUUAAAUUAAUAUAGUGAUUGGUUUCCAGGGUUCUACAUUUUAGUGAAAUGUUAAUAUUUGUCUCUCUGUUCUAUUUUUGUUGCUAUUUUAAAUAUAUCUCUGAUAGAGGAAAGCUGUUCAUGAGUAAUUAAAAAAUGAUCUUAAUGUGAUAUGUAAAGUAUAAAUUCCUUUAUUAUAGUGCUCUACAUAAAAAAAAUAGAGCAACUUGUUAAGAAGAUGUAUAAGGCAUGUUAGUUGUUAAAAGUUUCAACCUUCCAUUGACAAUGGCAGGUUUUGUGUUCCAGCUUUUGCUUGUCAUCAGUUUCUUGUAUUUUCAUACAAGUAACUCUUAUCCUUGUUACUGUAAUUAUUUGAUGUAUUACAAUUUGAAUUGCAUUAUAACUUUAUGGGUAUGUAGGUACAUGUAAUCUGUUUGCAUGUUGUAGGUAUUUCCUCAAGGAGCAUUAAGUCUUCAAGUGAUUGCAUUUAAGUGAAAUGUUUAAGAUAUUGAUGAAGUAUAUAUUGAGUGUUUUGUUUUUGUUUCUUUUAUAGAAUGAGAAUUUAUGUGUGAAAUUUCAUUCAAAAAUCAAGUGUAAAGCUUCUAUUUUAGUAAGAUCUCAAAUGACUGUGGGUAUUUUCAGUCAUCUCUAAUCUGUCCCACAGUAAAUAUUACCGAUCUCAAUAUCUAGUUAAGCCCCUGUUUUCAAAGAUCAUACAAUGAAAUUUGUCUCAAACUAUGAAUACUGCAUUCAGCCUUGGCAUGUGGACAAAAUAUUUGCUCAAUCUUUUCAAAAGAUAAGUGUUCUCCUUGGUUCAUUCACUAUAUUAUCAAGGAUCGAUUUGCUACUAAUCAAAAGUUGUGGACCACAUCACUGAUAUGUUGAUUGAAAUUAUGAGAACUGCCAUUAUUUUUCCUUUCCAAGAGAUUGGAAUAAUUAGAGGGUUUUUGAGUUAGUGGUAUGGAUGAGGUUUUUAAUAAAAUGCCCUGAUCUGUUAAUCUUUAAAUUGUUAUCUACGUCUCCACUUGUAGGUGCUUUACCUACUCAGUUUCUCAAUGGCUGUCACUGCUUACAAUUGUGUUGUCAAAUUCUGAAAGCACUGAUUUGUGGAACAUCUCUGAAGUUCUUGAUCUCAAGUCAACAUUUCAAAUUUGAAAUAGGAACACUCAUCUUAUUUCCUUAUGGCUUUUGUUGCUCUAAAAUCAUUGAGGGUCUAAGUGUUCAUUAUCAUACUCUCAUUGAGUUUUAUUUUUGUAUCUGAUUGCACUGACUUUUUAAGUUCAUCCUUUCAAAGAAAAGACAUAUUUUGUUAUUGUGUAAGGAAGCAGUGUUUUCCCCUUCAUAAAGCUGACAGAGAGGCCAUUUUUAUAAACUCUUAAAGUGCCUUAGCAAUUUGGCUUUACUUAUGUUUCCCUAAGAAAGCAUGCCAAGUGAUAUCCUGUUGAUUUCACUUUUCAUUCCUUGGGCUGUUUAGCCACUUUGAGUGUCUAGUAAUUAUAUUCUAUGUAAGAUAGUGAUAGUGGAAUGAAAUGAAUUGUAGGAAAUGUGAAGAAAUAACCUUCUGCCAUUGUUGAAUUUGAUCUCUCUUGCACAUGAUGCCACCUGUGUCUUUCAUUAAUUUUUACCGAAAAAUAAUAUUUAAUGUUACUGAUUGUUUUUCUUCUCAGCAUACGAGCAGAUUGUAGAUUAUUUCAUAUUUGUAUUUUCUUAUUGAUGGACAUAAGACAUAAAAUUUACAUAAAUGAAUGUUGUCUUCAAA
Molecule: messenger RNA, 5443 nt
Organism: Frankliniella occidentalis (western flower thrips)
Lineage: Eukaryota; Metazoa; Arthropoda; Insecta; Thysanoptera; Thripidae
Product: HMG box-containing protein 1
Exons: 7
Coding region: 211-1974 (587 amino acids)
Biological process (GO): regulation of transcription by RNA polymerase II
Cellular component (GO): nucleus
Molecular function (GO): RNA polymerase II cis-regulatory region sequence-specific DNA binding; protein binding; RNA binding
Source: RefSeq, a predicted model, not a curated record